Peronospora matthiolae is the source of this 207-nucleotide messenger RNA. NCBI's taxonomy places the organism in Eukaryota, Oomycota, Peronosporomycetes, Peronosporales, Peronosporaceae. The record is from the annotation of a GenBank genome assembly.
AUGACCAAGCUUUUCGAGCGAAACCCCCGCAACAUUCGCAUCGCAUCGUGGAUGAUGGCGCUUGGCCUGUGCUUUGCCUGGUACAAGUACGACGAGAGGAAGGAGCUUCAGUUUACCGACAAGGACGCCGCCCAAUGGAACGAAGCCAUUUUACGCAUGCAUCCACAAAAACCAAGCAAGAAGAAGGAGAAGCACCGUGAAGAUUAA